UCAUUGGUCAUUCUGCCAAGCCAACAGACCCAUCUUCCAAUGCGCAUUCGUGGGAGCAACUACAAAAGGAUACUGUGAAGUGAGUUCGUGCGAUUCUGCAGUCACUUGGCAUUUUCGUUCGGCAAAUCAGUUUCGACUGCGCUCAUCAAACGUCGUCGUUCUCCACUUCCUAACCUUCUUUUCGUUGUGACAUUUCCCCAAUCAACAACAAUGGCUUCUGCUUCCUUCGUCAACUCUUUCACCUGUUCUUCGCGUGCUCCCACUCUCCACCCUUUCACCACCGUCUCCACCGCCACGUCACUCAGGCCCGGCAACGGCCGCUCUUCGAGACCACUCGUCACCAGGAUCUCGUCGCCUUCCCCCGUUGUCUGCAAAGCUGUCUCCGUUAAGCCCCAAACUGAAAUUGAGGGUCUCAACAUUGCUGAAGAUGUUACGCAGCUCAUAGGGAAAACGCCAAUGGUUUACCUCAACAAUAUUGUGAAGGGUUCUGUGGCCAAUAUUGCUGCAAAGCUUGAGAUUAUGGAGCCGUGUUGUAGUGUCAAAGACAGGAUUGGUUUUAGCAUGAUAAAUGAUGCUGAGCAGAGAGGAGCUAUAACACCUGGGAAGAGUAUAUUGGUGGAACCUACCAGUGGGAACACUGGAAUUGGUCUCGCCUUUAUAGCAGCUUCAAGAGGAUAUAAACUCAUUUUGACAAUGCCUGCUUCAAUGAGUUUAGAAAGACGAGUUCUUUUGAAAGCAUUUGGUGCUGAGCUUGUUUUGACUGAUGCAGCAAAGGGCAUGAAUGGUGCAGUUCAAAAGGCUGAAGAAAUUUUGAAAAAUACCCCUGACGCAUACAUGCUUCAACAAUUUGAUAAUCCUUCAAAUCCUAAGGUUCAUUUUGAGACAACUGGUCCAGAGAUAUGGGAAGAUACAAGGGGAAAGAUAGAUAUUUUAGUUGCAGGAAUUGGAACUGGCGGAACUGUUUCUGGAGUUGGUCGAUUCUUAAAACAACAAAACCCAAAAAUACAGGUUAUUGGUGUAGAGCCUCUGGAAAGUAACAUACUUUCAGGAGGAAAGCCAGGACCUCACAAAAUUCAGGGUAUCGGAGCUGGUUUUGUGCCCGGGAAUUUGGAUCAAGAUGUGCUUGAUGAAGUUAUAGCGAUAUCAAGUGAUGAAUCAAUUGAAACUGCAAAACAAUUAGCACUCCAGGAAGGCUUGCUGGUGGGAAUUUCUUCUGGAGCUGCUGCCGCAGCUGCAUUGAAGGUUGGAAAGAGACCUGAAAAUGCAGGAAAACUUAUUGGGGUUGUCUUCCCAAGCUUUGGUGAAAGAUAUUUGUCUACUCUUCUUUUCCAGUCAAUUCGGGAAGAAUGUGAGAAAAUGCAACCUGAGCCAUGAAUCGACCUUGCCUGUUAAUGUUUCUUUCACAUUUGCCUCGAGUAUCUGUAUUACAUGCCAUACUAUGUCCAUGUUUCUCAUUUUUUACCUUAAGAAAUUAUAUAAAUUUAUACAGGUCAUUGAUUUCACUUGCAGCACAUAUUAAUGACCCUUGAUUGAAUAAGAGUUUAUUCUCUUCUCUCUUUGGGAUAAAACUUUCAGAUGUAGUAGGAAUUACUUGUUUUGCUCUUUCUCAUGUAUGACAGCUCGCUUAUAUAAAAUAAUUGGGGAAAUUAGCUAUC
Molecule: messenger RNA, 1655 nt
Organism: Vigna radiata var. radiata (mung bean)
Lineage: Eukaryota; Viridiplantae; Streptophyta; Magnoliopsida; Fabales; Fabaceae
Product: cysteine synthase, chloroplastic/chromoplastic
Exons: 10
Coding region: 211-1374 (387 amino acids)
Biological process (GO): double fertilization forming a zygote and endosperm; pollen tube growth
Cellular component (GO): cytoplasm
Molecular function (GO): cysteine synthase activity
Source: RefSeq, a predicted model, not a curated record